UUCUGUGCUGAACAAAAUCUCUCUUUAUCACCAGAUGGCAGUGCAACAGAAAAUGCUCGUAAGAGUGAUCAUCACUGAAGCCGACAUACGAAAAGUGGAACUGAAGACAAAGCCUGAUACUGUUGACCUUUUGAUUGAUUCCCUUAAAGAUGCUCUUCAAGUAAACUACAACUUCACCUUACAGUUUAAAGAUCCCAACUUUGACAACGAACUUUGCAAUCUAACAGAAAUAUCAGAACUGCCAGAGCGACCUACACUAAAAAUUAUUCCAAUGCUUUCUCUUGAGGAGGUGCAUGUCCCACAGUCAGCAUCAACUGAAGAACUAAGUGACACACCCAGCCAGGCAGACACAGAUAUCCUCUCCAACUCCUCUCAGGAAAGACGCCAGCAGUGGCCAGAGGAAUUUGAUAUGUAUAUACCAAAAUUUUCUGUUGAUGUGGAAUACAGACUGCGUCAAGCAAAUCUCCUUCAUUUCAGGGAUGGAACACACCUCAUUCCUUCAAAGGAGCUCAAACAUGACAUUCUCGAGAGGCUUGCUGAGACCAUUUAUGCCUUAAAAGCAUACCCAACAAAUUCAGAAUUCGAAGCUGUUGCCACGGCACUGGUGCGAGUACACCCAUGCCUCAAAGAACAAGGAUCUGCAUCUGGGUGGAGUGGCUGGAAAAACAGCUUGAAAUUCAAGAUGGGAAAUUACAGAACAAAAAUGCGAAGGCUGGGUCACUGUGAUGUCACAGUGAAUGGUGGUAAACAUGGUAAGCACUCUCCUGGCGGUGACCCACCUAACAAGAGAAUUAAGAAGCCAAAGAGAGGAGAAAUCAAUUACUUACCAGAUUAUCCAGAUGGACAGGAUGACUCCAGCCUUGAAGAUGCUCGACAAAUAAUGGAGAAUGAAAUGAAAAAGAAAACCCCUAAUGGAGCCCUCAUCAAGCAGAAGAUGGAUCUGACGUUUGCUCUUCGAAGGAGUGAAGUUGUGAUGGACAAACCUGCCAUCGCUGAGAUACGUCAACGCUGGCCUGCUCUGUUUACUGAACAACAGGUAUGUCUGGAGUUCAGCAGAGUGGUUGGUUAGAGCCUGAGACAGGAAUUCUAUGAGGCCCUUGAUCAUCAUAGUCCCAGGCUCAUGGAAAUCUUUAAGUCAAAGAGGGGUCUCACAGGACAGGCGUUGGCUGACCUGAUGCAACAAACAAAGACUUUGAAUGUCACAGAAGUCUGAUGCCUUGUCCUCAGGGGGCUUCCUAUCAUUCUCGGUGAUGAUCCUUUAACCUUCUUCAAGACCUGCUCAGACAAUGAUGAAGAAAGUUUGCAGAACAAUGUUCCUGUGGGGGUCCUCCGCAAUGAACAAGAAAAUAUAAGUCCACACAAGCAGGCCAUUCACCAUAAUGUAUCCUCAGUGGGAAUUAUCCUGGAGGGAAAUGUAGUGAUGGAA
This is a messenger RNA of Cyprinodon variegatus (sheepshead minnow), 1426 nucleotides long. RefSeq lists its product as uncharacterized. The transcript has 4 exons. The coding region runs from base 35 to 1069 and encodes 344 amino acids. Lineage: Eukaryota; Metazoa; Chordata; Actinopteri; Cyprinodontiformes; Cyprinodontidae. The record is from RefSeq and is a predicted model, not a curated record.